Messenger RNA from Protopolystoma xenopodis, 240 nucleotides. The record is from the annotation of a GenBank genome assembly. Lineage: Eukaryota; Metazoa; Platyhelminthes; Monogenea; Polystomatidea; Polystomatidae.
AUGGGCUGUCCUGGUGGCACAUCUUCCUGCUCCAUCCUUGCACAAACUGUGCAUGUGAUCGUCCAUUUUGGGUCAUUGAUGUGGUUACAGGUCUUCAGCAAUGCAGCCAUUUCCGAGCCUGAUCGGGUUGUGGUCACGAGAAAUGAUCCUCUGAUGAUUAAGCUCAUUUUUAUUUCAGGUGAAAAUGCCUGCGAUGAAGUGACACGAAGCAGUGUUGUAUUUCAUAUUAUAAUCGAGUAA